AUGGAACCAAAGAAAGAAGAGUGUAAUGAGAGUGACGGUGGGAGAAAUGGAAGAAAAGGCGAAAAGCGAGCUUGUCUGUUAUGUCAGUGUUCACAAGUAAUUAUUUUCACAGUAGUGCGUCUAUUAUGUGGUCCAAUAUCUCUUCUCAAUUGCUUUACAAUACAUGAGAGAAUAAUGUCUAGUAAAUGCCGGACUAAAUUGAGCACGAAGAUGCAUUUUGAAAAUAUGAAGAAGGAGAAAAAAGUGAAAGACAUCAAUUAUUAA
Messenger RNA from Clunio marinus, 264 nucleotides. The record is from the annotation of a GenBank genome assembly. Lineage: Eukaryota; Metazoa; Arthropoda; Insecta; Diptera; Chironomidae.